Messenger RNA from Puccinia triticina, 156 nucleotides. RefSeq lists its product as uncharacterized. Lineage: Eukaryota; Fungi; Basidiomycota; Pucciniomycetes; Pucciniales; Pucciniaceae. The record is from RefSeq and is a predicted model, not a curated record. Bases 1 to 156 code for a protein of 51 amino acids. The transcript is spliced from 2 exons.
AUGCCAGCCAGACACAGGGACACCACCAGCUCAGGACGCGAGAACCACAGGAUGAAGGGCACAGGCGCAGGACUACCUGAACACAUCCAAACCAACAAUGCGGCGGGAGGACCAACACCUUCUCAGACACUCGUCUUCCUGACCUUUGCUCAGUAA